This is a messenger RNA of Solea solea (common sole), 2590 nucleotides long. RefSeq lists its product as uncharacterized. Lineage: Eukaryota; Metazoa; Chordata; Actinopteri; Pleuronectiformes; Soleidae. The transcript is spliced from 15 exons. The coding region runs from base 195 to 2351 and encodes 718 amino acids. The record is from RefSeq and is a predicted model, not a curated record.
UCUUCAAAACAGUUCCUGGUCAAACCAGUCCAACCUCAUUCUGCCUCUGCACCAAAUUAACUUUAACCCCUGCUUAACUUUCAAAAUCCCACACUGGGUGCAUUUACUGAGAACUCUGAAUGCAUGACAAGAACAGGACGUAAAAACUGUUUGUGGCACCUAGGUCAAGGUUCUGACACCCAUGAGGAACUGAGAUGCUUCACAGAUUAAAACUGCACAUCCUUGUGCAGGGUCUGACUCUCUUCCUGUUGGGUCCUGCUUGUGACGCCUCUUCUCUGGGGCUGACGGUCCACGUUGUGCCCCUGGACAGUGAUGGAGGGAAAACGGUGCGGGCUCAUUUCACUGCCAUUGUUUCUACUCCUUGUCCGGAUCUGUCUCACGUGUGUGCUGAAGGAGAAGACUGUCUGGUCUACAAAACCCCCUUACCUUUCAUCGGCACCGAACCAUCUGACUGGUGUGUCCGUCAGUGGCAGAAAACUCUCCCCAGUAUCUACAGUGGCUCCAUCAGUCUGGGGGAGGACACAAAGUUUUACGUGGCAAUGAAAGCAGGACCAGAGGUUCGGAAAAACAGUGGCAGACUCAAUCAGCCUGCAUUUGUUGGCCUUCCUCCUCCAUUAAGGGCUCGCGUGAACUGCCCUCACCACUUCAGUUUGUCAGUGAAAGACCUGGAUGGGGACAGGGUGCGAUGCCGCUUUGCCCAGCCUGACAAGGGAGAGUGUGUCGGCUGCACUCGGCACUCCUUCAUAGAGCUGGAUGAGGAUACAUGUAUGCUGACAUUCACUGGAGAAGCAUCAGUGGGACAGUAUUUCAUCAACCUGAUGGCAGAGGACCUGAUUCCUGGGCCCAAAGGAAGCCGUGUCUUUGACACGCCCCUCAGCUCAAUCCCAGUACACCUCUCUCUUACUGUGGAGGAGUCAGUUUCCAGCUGCACUGAUGAACCUGUGGCAUACAGUGAGACGCCUGAUGAGGACACCACACUGUUUGUUUUGCCAUACCACGAGAUUCCAGUCAAUGUCAGCUUUUAUUCUGCACUGGAGAGCGUUCUAGAGAUUGCAGUGGUUGGUCCACCUGAACUCAAGAGAAAGAACUUCAAAUCAAUUGGCCCCUUGUCAGCAUUAAACAUGGCCUGGGUCCGGUCUGACAAUGAACUGCCCCGUCUUCUACCCAUCUGCUUUGCUGCAAACACCAAGAGUUUGCAAUCAGAGCCCAGAUGUGUGUGGCUGUACCAAAGGCAAAUGAGGGCACUACCUGCAGGAACAGAGCUCACAUGUGAGAAGACAGAGAUGAUUCUGGUGCUUCCUGUGGCCCCGCUGAGCAACAUUGACCUGGAUGAAUUGCAGCUCAACAGCCCCAUCUGUCCCAUCACCUACAACAGCACAUACCUGACUGCACACAUCCCCCUGGAUGGCUGUGGCACAAAGACUGUGCAUGCUGAUUCAGAGCUAAUUUACAGCAACACCUUGCAAAGUGUGCGUCCCUUCACGAUGGUGAGCCGCCAGCCCUCCCUUGUCCUCCCUCUGGCCUGCCGGAUUCCCAGCAGCCAGGUAAAGGGACCACAAUACGAGAUCAAAAUGCCCUCAGAGAAGGAAAUCUUUGGUGAGUUUAGCUUCGAGAUGAAGUUUAGCAUACCUGGAGAGGGACCCUUCGCAAAUUUCACAAGGGCUGCCAGGUUACGUUCCCUCGACAGAGCAAGACGAUUUAGACGAGAAGUGGAAUCAUCAAGCAACAGCACCACCAGCUCCACCGACCACAAUGGGUCCAAGAUCAGCCUUUUGGACCUCGUUGUGUCAGCCAACUGCUCUAUCAGUGGAGCAGAGCUGGUCGUGAGCCAGUGUGUUCAGUCUGAGACGGACGACUUUGCAGAGCAGACACCUAUUUUGCACCAUGGGUGUUUGUCUUCCAACAACUCAGCUGAAGUUAUUACAACAAAUCCCAAUGUCAAGAUUUACCGCCUUGAUUUGAGCACUGUGCACAACACAAAUUCAAUGAUGUAUGUCCAGUGCACAGUUAAUCUGUGCAUCACCACUUUAUCUUCCCAUAAGUGUCCUGAAUUGUGUGGUGCAUCCCGUGAGAGCGGACAAAGUAUAGUUGAAAGUGUGUUCACUAAAUCCUACAUUAUCACAUCACCACCUGUUAGCCUUGUGUACACCACACCGGUACCACUUGUUGGCCAAAGUACUGUAGCGGCAACAUCCUCGAUGACAGCAGCUACUGGUCCUUCAUCUUCUAGUACAAAUACCUCGGCCUCUGAAGACAGCUCUUCACAUGCUCCAGAACACACCUCAUCCAUGGCAGCAGGGGUGAUUCUGACAACUAUCAGCAUUUUUCUUCACAACAUCUUUCUACACUGAAGAUGCUGCUGUGAAAUGAUCAGUCUCAAUAUGAAACACUGUGUUUGAAAAUAUAAUCCCACACAUGAAUUGCCAUGUUUCUACUGUACCGAUUAUUAUAAGUUGUUUUCAAGGAAUCUAAAAAAAGCCCACACUGCAUAACUACUGCUUUAUAAAGUGACGCAUUUGUUUGUUUGAUUGUAUGCAGGACUAUGUGAAUAAUAAAUAAAUAAAUACAUAAUGAACUGAUUUGUACCAAA